AUGAUAUUACUAUUAAAUAUACUGAAAUUUCUUAUAGGAAAAUGCACAAAUAAAUACAUAAAGGUAAUUAAAAAUAUAUGUGUAAAUAAUAUUAAGAAUUAUAUUUUUGAAGAAAUUGAAUUUAAUCAAUUUUCUUUUAAUUGUUAUGACCAUUUAAAUAAUUCAGAAAAUAACAGUAAAGAAGAUAAUCAUGAUAAUAAUGGCAAUUUUAAUAAUUCAAAAGAAAAGAUAAAAGAUUAUAUAGUGUAUUUAAGUUCAUUAAAAAAAAAAAAAAAUGAUUUAUUACUUAAUAUAUGUUAUAUAGGAAAAUUAGAAAUUGAUUGGAAUAAUCAUUUUGACAAUGGAUUAAAUGUAAAUGUUGAAAAUAUUUAUAUAAAUAUAAAAUUAGAUGAAAAAAAAAUAUAUUUGAAUAAUUAUAAUUAUGUAAUGAUAAAAAAUAAUGCAAAAGAAUUAAAUAAUGAAGAAAAUAAUGAGAUAAUAAAAAAUAAUUUUUUUUUUACUACCUUUUUUUUUAUAAUUUUACAUAUGGGAAUUAUAAAAAAAAAAAUAUACAAAACAGUUGAUAUCUUGUUUAAGUAUUUUCUCUAUAUUCUUACAAAAUCGAAUAUUUCUCAUUUUUUUAAAAAGAUAUUUUUUAAGUAUUUUUUAAAACAUAUUUUUUGUAUUGAUAUAAAUAAUAUUAAUAUAAUUUUUGAAGAUAACAUAUUAGACAACCAGAAAAAUAUAUAUUUUUCAUUUUAUAUUAAGAAUGUCCACAUAGAUAAUCACAAUUAUAUUAAAAAUAUUAAAAAAGAAAAUUCCAAAUUCAAAUUUAAUAAUGAUAAUAAUAAAAAUAUUGAAAGAAAUGAAAAUAUAGAAUUAUUUAUGGUUCAUAUAAAUAGGUUUAGCGUUUAUUUAGAUAUGAGAAAACAACAAAUAAGUAAGAGUAAUAUUAAUUUAAAUAAAAUAAAAUACAAAUUUUUUUUUUAUUACAAUAUAAACUUUUUUCAUAAAAGAAAAUGUUUGAUAGAAGAUUCAAAUGCUAGUUGCAUUAUAUCAAAAGAUAAUAACAAAAAUAAAAAAUAUAUCAUCAAUUUUUCUCUACCAUAUAUUAAUUUUAACCUUUUAAAUGAUAACUUGUAUAUAUUGUACUUAUUUUUUUAUAAAUAUUUAUAUAUAUUUCAAUUAAACAAGGAAUAUAGAAGAAAAAAUAAAUACUUGAAUUUAAAAGAAAAAAAAAUUAAUGCAAUUAAUAAAAAUGCAUAUUCGAAAUAUUCUUCAUAUAAUAAUAAUUUUGGAUUUGAAAAAAAAAAAAAAUUUAUGUAUGUAAAUAAAAAAGGAUACACAAAUAAUAACAAAAAGGAAUUAUUGGAAAAAUAUAAAAAAAUAAAUAAUAAUAACAUUAAUAAUAAGACAAAUAAUGAAAAGGAUAAUGAAAAAGAUAAUAAAAUAAAUAAUAGGAAUUCUAGAAAAAAAAGAAAAAAAAGUUAUGACAAUUAUAUACGAAGGUAUUUUGAAUUUAAUGUAAAUAUAAAAAAAUUAAAAUUAAGUUAUAUAUAUACCUAUUCAGAUUAUUUUUUUUGUUCUUAUAAAAAUAUAAACACUUCUUUUUUUAUUAAAGAAGAGAGGUUAAAAAAUAAAAAAAGGGAAGGAGAAACAUGUUACACCUUAAAUGAUUUUAUAUUUUUAGUUGAUAAAUUUUUUAUGAUGGAAUCUUAUUCUCAAUCGUGUUUGUGUAUAGACAAAAGGAAAUACGAGUUGCUCAGUUUUUGUAAAAAAGGUUCUAUUUUAAAAAAAGUUGAAUAUAAUGUAGAUUAUGAAUAUUCUUUAUUAAAACAUAAUAAUGUAUUAAGUAAAAUCAAUAAAAAAAAUUAUAUUAAUCAAGAGAAAAAUAAUAAUUAUUGUUUAUUUAUACGUUAUAAUAAUAAAAAAAAUAUAAAAAAAAAUAUUUCUAUAAAUAUUCAAAGUGUUUAUUUUAUAAUUGAGAAAAUACAAAACUUUUAUUCAUUAAUUAAAAAAUUAUUUGAACAAGAUUUUUAUAUAUUUAAAAAUUUAAUUAAUAAUGGAAGAAAUAAUGAUAAAAACAAUAAGAAAAAUAUGUCUCCUAUUAUUAAUUUUAAUAUAUAUUUCAAUAACAUUAAAGUAAAAUUGAAAAGAUUUGAUAAAUCAUUCUUUAUUUGUUUAGAUGAUGUUAUUUUUUUUUAUACAAAUGAAAAUAUUAAUAUAAAAAAGGUAGGUAUAGCUAGAAAUUUGCUUUCUUCUAACUUUUCUUUUUUAAAACAAAUGAAGAAGAAAUGGAUAUCUUACAAAAAUAACGUUAAUAUAUAUUAUAAAGUUACCAAUAUAUAUUCUUUUAUACAAUAUGGUAAAUUUUCUCAUAUUUUGGUUUUUCCUUUUUCUUUAUUUUUUUCUCUUGAUAAGUUAAAAUCAUAUAAAAUAAGAAUAGAUAUCCUAUCUUUGGUUGUUGAAUUAAAUAGUUUUAUUUUAAAAAUUUUAAGAGUUAUACUUUUUAAUGAAGAAGAUUUUCUAUUAGAUAAUUAUAACAACUAUGAUAAAGAAGCAAAAACUACUUUUUUAUCAACAAAAGAAGAUGAAGCUAUAUUAAAUUAUCCUGAAAAUGAAAAAUAUUUAAAAAUUUUAUAUGAUUAUAAAAAAGAAGAAAUAAUAAUACAGAAUGAACUGAAUUUAUUAUUUGGCGCUUUAGAAAUAUUUUUUGAUCACAAUGAAAUAAUUAACAGAAAUUUUGAAGAAGAAUUAAAUAAUUUAUCUUUUUGUCUCACAUAUAUUUUGAAAAUAUUUAACAAUGCAAAAAUAAGAUUUUCUUGUAAUAGUAUGAAUUUGUAUUUUUUUUGUUAUAACAAUUUUUUAUAUGAGAAAAAAAAAAAAAAAAAAAAAAAAAAAAAAUUUUUGAAUAUUCUAAGUUUUACUAAUUAUAAAAAUGAUACAAUAAGAAAACAUAAUGAUUAUAGAAUAGAUGUGUUUUAUUUUAAAUUAAAAUUAGAAAAUAUUUAUUUCAAUUUUUUUGUGAAUAAUAGUGAUUUAAAUGAUUCAAAUUCUUUCCUUAUUUUUAAGAAAUUGUAUAUAAGGAACAUUUUUUUAUUUUUUGAUUUUCAUUUUAAACCUAUUUCUUUAUAUUUUGUUUUAUUUGAAGGAUUGAAAUUAUAUAAAUUAGUUGAUCAAGAAGAUGAAAAGAAAAUUAUAAAAUUAAAAUAUGAUUCAGAAUCAAUUAAAGAUAAGAAAUGCAUAAAUAACAUUACUAAUAAAAAAAAAUAUGCACUUAUUAUAAAACAAAAGUGUCAAUUAAUAUAUACUAAAAAAACAUAUAAAUAUGAAAUAAAAAAUAACCAUAUGUUUAUAAUAUAUAUUGAUAAAUUAAAUAUAUAUAUUUUUGAUUUUUUUGUUAAUCUAUUAUACUAUUUUUACUAUAAUUCAAAAUUAACAAAAGAAGUAAGAAAAAGUAAAAAAAAAAUCACUUCUAAUAAUGUUACUGUUAAUAUAAAUAAUUUGGAUACAUAUUCAUUAUCAAAAAAAAUGAUAAAAUUAAUUAAGGAUAUAAAAACAUUUUAUCAUAUAAUAAUAAAAAAUGUAUAUAAGUACAAAUUUUAUUUUAUCAUGAAAAUGAUAAGCUUUUAUUUUAUUUUUCAUGAUAAUAUUGAAGAAUGUGAAGAUAAUUACACUUCAGAUCUCUUUAAUAAACAUUUCAAAUUUAAAUUAGAAUAUAUUAUUAUGAAAGGGAAAAAUAAUUUAGUAAAAAUAACUAAAAAAAGAUUGCAUAAAUUACCAGAUAAAAAAAGAGAAGAAAGAAAUACAAAUAUCAACAACUUAGAUAUGAAUGAAAAGAAUAAAGAAGAUUCAUCAAAUUUUAAAAUUGAAAGUAAAGAAAAAACAGAAUGUUAUAAUUUAAAAAAUGUUAAUCCAAACAUAAAAAAUUACUCAUAUAUUUCUAAAUUUUAUUUAAAUGUCUUUUUUAAUUAUUUGUCAAUUAGUAGAUAUGAAAUUAAAAAUAAAAUAAAUAGAAAAAACACAUAUUCUUUAAAUAAAUUCAAAUAUCAUAAAAGUUUACAAAGUAAUAAUAAUUCAGAUAGCAAGAAAACUAUAUUUAAGUUAAAUAAUAAAUAUACAAAUAAAUGUGAUAUUGAUAUAAAGGAGAAUAAUAAAAAAUGUAAUUAUAUUGUGUAUAAAAAAAAGAACAAUUAUAAAAAGAAAGAAGUGAUACUAAUGAAAAUAGAAAAAACAAAUAUAAUUAUUUGUGAUAUAUAUAAUAUGUUAUUCCAUUUAGAUUCUCGCAAAAUUAAAAUAUUCAGUUAUAUAAAUUUUAUAUAUUCUUUAAAUUAUUAUAUGAAAUUGUUAUUAAAAACAUUUCAUUGUGAUUUUUUUAAAAAAAAAUUUAUAUUCAGUGAAGUUAUUAAAGCAGAUUAUGAAAUUGAUAAAAUCAUAAAUUUUAUAAAAGAUAAGAAAAAAUAUUCAUAUAAAAUAUGUAAAAAAAGAAAUUAUGAAAGUAAGUUAAGUUAUAAUAGAUGGAGUAAUAUUUUUUCUCAUGUUUAUAAUAUUAAAAAAAUAUAUAUUAAUUUAAAUAGUAUAUAUUGGAAUCUUAUAUUAUCAGAUACAAGAAAAAAUAAAAAAAAAGAAAUGCUAUUUCUAAAUGUUAAAAAUUUAAGAUUUACUUUAUUGAGAGAUAUUACUAUAGUAGACAAAAAAAUGGUUCAGUUAAUUUACUCUUUUUACAACCAAAUUUUUUAUAUUAACCUAUAUAUAAAAAGUAAAAAAGAUAAAAAUAAAUUUCUUAUAUUUCACUCAAACUGUAUUAAUUUUUACAAUCAGAUAAAAUCUAAUGUACAUAUAAGUAUGCUUAAAAUUAAUUUAAAUAAUUUUGUUAAAAAAAACAAAAAAAAAUCGAAUAUAUUAAGAAAAAAUUCAUUAUUAAAUCUAAAAAUUUAUUGUCUACAUAAAUCCUAUGAUUACAAAAAAAAGAUUAACUUUUUUUUUAAAAUACUAAAUAAUUUAAAAAAAAAGGUAUAUUAUAUAAAUCAUGUUCUUCCUGUAUUAAAAGAAAAGGAAUCUUGUAAUAAAUUCAAUGUAAAAACAGUAAUAAAAUCAUAUAAUAAUAGAAAUGAAAAAACAAGUAAAAAUAAUUCAAGUUUUUAUAUUUUUAUAAAUGAGAAAAACAUUGCAUCAUUAAUGGAUUUUUAUGGUAACAUAAUGAAAUUAAAGAAUGAAAUAAAAAUAAUUUGGAAUAAUUACAAUAAUAAUAAAAAUAAAAAAAAAAAUAAGAGGAAUGUUAAUAAAAAUUUAAAAAAUAGUAUAUAUAGAUUAAAUAAAAAUAAUAUUAAAAUAAAAUCUAACUUAGAAAAAUUAAAAAAAAAGAAUAGAAAAAAAAUUAUUUUUAAAUUAAAUUCUUAUUUACAAGAUAAACCAUUUUACAAACAUAUUCAAUUGUAUAAUAAGACAUAUGAUAAUAAAUUUAAUAAAAUUUUAAAUAUGUUAGUAAAUUCUUUUAAUUCAAUCAAAUUUAAAAUAAAAAAUGUUUUCCUAUUCUUUUAUACAAAAAAUAUGAGUGUAUUUAUAGGUGCUUUUAUAAAAAAUUUAAAUGGUACAUUAAUUAAAAAUGAAUUUAUAAAAACAUAUAACAUGACUUCAUAUAAUUUAAAAUAUAUUCAUGAAUUGAAAGAAGCGAUUGUAUUUAGUAGUAAUAGUUAUUUUAACUAUAAAAAAAAUUUAUAUAUUUUUGAAAUAUAUAAUAGUUUAACAAAGAAAAAUAGUUUAAUUUAUUUAAACCCUUUAUUUUAUUUUUUUAAAAAACAAAAUAUAAAUUUACAUUUUUCAAAUUUAAAAAAAAGAAUAAAGAAUAUCUCUACUAUUAGUUUCAAGAUAAAUUCAAAUGAUAAACAAACGAAUUAUAAUCAAAAAAAGUUAUUAUAUAAACAAGAUAAUAUAAAAAAGUUUAAACAUAUUCAAAAAAAAAGUAAUCGUUUUUUAAAUAGAAAAAAAAAGGAUGAUAAAAAUAGAUAUAAUACUUCUGAUAUUAACUUUAUACGUCUUUUUAAUAGUAAGAAUACUAGUAGUAAUAUUUUUAAAAGUUUAUUAAAAGAUAAUAAGCAGCUAUGCAGAGAAUAUUGUAAAUAUAUAAAAUAUAAUGAAAUUGGCUUUGUUAAAAUGAAAAAUAGAAUAUUUUUAAAAAAAAUUUAUAAUUUCUUAGAGAAAAAUAUUAUAUUUCGUAAAUUAAAUUAUAUAUCAAAAAUGAAGGAAGCAUAUAAGGAAAGAAACUUAAAUAAAGGAAAAUUAUAUAUAAACAUUAAAUAUGUUAUAAAAAAAGAAAAAGAUCCUUUUUUAAGUAUAUUAUUAAAACAUAUUUACAAAAAUAUUUUUAUAUAUAUUCCAUUAAAUACAAUGGUUGAUUUAAAUAAAAUAUUAAGCUCUUCAAAAAGUUGGAAAUUCAUAUAUGCACCACCAUGUAAUAUACAAAAUAAAAAAAAACACUUUUUAAAAAAAAAAAAAAACAAACUUUUUGUUUUUUAUCAUUUUAAAAUUCUUUUCAUCAACACUAAUUUUCAUAUAUUAUCUCCUUCAACCUACUUAAUGAAUAAUAUAAAUGAAAAUGGAUUAAAUACAAAUGAAAUGAAUAUAAUAGAAAAUGUAAAAAAAUAUAAAAAAAAUUAUUAUAAUCACGAUGAUAUGAAUAAAUUAAAAUGUAAUUCAAUAAAUGACAACAAACAAUGUGCAAAUAAAAUUUCUUCUAAUGGAAUUAAUAAAAAGAAAUAUAUAUAUUUAAAUGAAGUUAAAAAAAAAUAUUAUGGUACAUAUACUGCAGAUAAUGAGAGAGAAAUAGAGAAAAAUAAUUUAUAUUUAUUAAAAAAAAAAAAAGUUCAACAUAAAAAUGAAAAAGAGAGAAUAUUUUUAUUUGAUUUUAUAAUAAGCACUAACAUGAAAAUUGAUGUAGAAAAAAAAAUUAAAAUAAAAAAAUUAUUGAAAUUUCAUGAUGGAAAAGAAGGAAAAAAAAAAAAAAUGUAUAUCUAUAUGAAUAAAAUAAAUUUUAAUACAUCAUUAAAACAGUUAAAAAUUAAGUGUGGUAUACUUUACAUUUGUUUAAAUUUACAUUAUAUAAUAAAUAUUAUUAGAUUAGAAAAGAUUGUAAAUAUUUCAAACAUAUAUAAAAAUUCAAAGUUUUAUUUAAAUUUAGUAAAUAUUCAUAAAUUUCAAUUAUUAAGAGAUAAUAUCCAAUUAAAAAAGUUUAGUGAAAAAAGGAAAAAUAAAAUAAAUUUUAUUUUCUUAAAAGAAUAUUGUAUAUAUAAUAUUAGCGAAAUAGUAAACAUAUUAUUUUUUUUUAAUAUAAUUAAUUAUGAAUUAAAUAAAGAUGAUUAUAUAUAUUAUAGGUUAAGUAAAAGAAAUGAUAAAUAUAUUCUACAGAAUAAUCAUAACUGUUUCCCAUUUAAAGAAAAAUAUUUAUCUGAAGAUGAAAAAAGUUUAAUUAACAAAAAUAGUUUUUUUAGAAACUUAUAUUUAAAUAAUGUAAAAACAAGUAAUGGUAGUUAUAGUAGUAUAUGUAAUUAUAACAGCAACUAUGGGAACAAAAAUGAAAAUAACGAUAAUAACAACAAUAGGAAUUUCUACAAUAAUAAUAAUAGAAAUAAUAUAAAUUUUAAUAACAAUAACUACAACAAUAUUGAUAAUAAUAGUUAUUAUAAAAGGUGUGACAAUAGGAAUUAUAAUAAUGAAAUUUAUAAACUUGAAAAAGAAGUAAGUAUAUUGAAAAUGAGAAAUCAAAUUAAGAGAAGAGAAAAAGAAAAAAAUAAACAUUAUAAUAAAAUAUUAAUAAAUAAAAACUAUAUUAAUAUAAUUAUAAGCAAUUUGUUUGUUUGCAUUAAUAAUAAUGAUUUACUAAUUUUGAAGUUUUUUAUAAACGAUUUAAAUUACAUAAAAAAAAAGUUAAAAACAAAUAAAAUAUGCUCUUGUAAAUAUAAAUAUGAUAACGUAAUAAUAUCCUCAAAGUUUAAGAAAAACGUAAAAGAAUUGAAAAAUGAGAAACAAAAAACAUUAGAUAAAAAAAUUAUAACAAAGAAUAAAAUUAAUAUUACUAUAGAUAUAUUAAAAAUUUUUUUUAUUACAAAAGUUUAUCUUCAUGAAAUUUUUUCUAUAAACAGUUUUAACAAUAAUUUUAGAAUAGAUAAUUCCAUUAUAAAUAAUAAAAUAAAAAAAUUCAUAAUUUUUUUAAUUUUUAAACAAAUUAAUAUACAGUCAAUAGAUAUUUUGGACAUUAGUAAUUUUAUUUAUAAUAAAUCAAAAAAAACGCAAUUUAUAGAAUCUUUUGAUUUUUCUUCUUAUUAUUCUUCAAGUAAAAAAAAUAAGUUUUUUAUUUAUAUAAAAGAUGAUAUAAAUGUUAAUUUAAGUAAAAACAUAAUUAAUUUUUUUUUUUUAUUUAAAUACAAUUUCUUUCAUAAUUAUUUUAUAUAUAAUGAAUAUAAUGUCGUCAACCAGUUAAAUAAUCAAAAAAUUCAUAAAUUGAAAGAUUUCAGAAAUAUUAUAUCAUACCAACAGUCAUUUUUAAGAGAAUAUAUAAUAAUUAGAAAUUUUACCAUUUAUAAUAUUAUAUAUGAAUAUGAAGACAAUAUUGGUUAUAUUAAGAAAAAUGAAGAAAACUUAAUUAUUUGCAAAAACUUAUUUUUAUUAAAUAUAUAUAGUGUUGAAGAUUCUAACUUAAGAAGAAAAGUUUUUAUAAAAAAUAAAAAUAAUAAUAAAAAUUAUAAUAAAAUUAAUGAAAAGAAUUACUUUUAUGUUGAUAUUAAUAUUCAUGAAAAUAAAAAAUGUAUAAAUAUUUAUCCUUAUUUCUUUAUUAGUAUUAUUUAUAGUAAAUAUAAUAAGAAAAUAUUAACUAAUAGUAAUUUAGAAUCAAGAAAAAAUGCUUUUAACAUAAAAUUAAAAUUUAUUAAGAAUAAUACUGUUAAUACACUUUUAAUAAAAGAUGAAAAAAUGCUAUUUAGUUUUCCAUUUCAUUUUAUAAAAAAUUGUAAAUUUUUUCAAAUUAUUCUGAAAAUAAAUAAUAAGGUAUAUACAAGUAAUAAAAUUAAAUAUAAUAAUAUAUUGAAAUUGAAUAAAUAUGAAUUAAAGGAUAUUUAUGAUAAAAAACAUAUUCUUUUUUGUUCAUUUUUUUAUUUAAUUAAAAAGAUGAAGAAAUUAAAAAUCAAUAAAAAUAAUGAAUCAAACAGUUCAUUUAAAUUAAAUUAUAAUAUUACACAAAACAUAACAAAAAAAGAUUACGAAUAUAAUGAAUAUGACAACAAUAAUAAAACAUACGAGAUAUGUAUGUAUGAUGAUAAUGAAGAAUUUAAUGAAAACAUUAUAGAUAAACAUGAAAAUAAUAAGAAAAAUACUUUAGAAUAUAUAGAAAAAAAAAAAUAUUCUAAGGUUUUUAGCAUUUUUAAUAUAACUAAAAAAAAUGUAAAUAUUUUAUCAAUACAAAGCUCUAUUAGAAUUAUUAAUUUAUCUCCAUUUGAUAUAAGCGUUUUACUAAAAAAAGAAAAAGGGAAAAUAAAGACAUACAACAUAAAAAAUUUUGAUUAUGUAAAUAUUUAUGAUUUUUGCUUUUUAAAGAAUAUUAUUUUAAAUUUUAGUCUAUCACCUUACAGACAGUGGAUAAAAUUUAUAAAAGUGAACAAUGAAGAAUAUUUUAUUGAAAAAAAUAUAAAGGGGAAUUGUAGUUAUAAUACAGAAAAUGAUGAUAAUAACACGAAAAUAAUAUUUUAUGAACUCAUAAAGUUUAAAAAUUUCUAUUUUAUUAUAUAUAUUUAUUUUUUUGAAAAUUCUUAUAACAUAACAUUUUUAAGUAAGUAUAAUGUAUACAAUUAUACAAAAAAUAUUUUGCAUUAUUAUAUAAUUAAUGAAGAGAAAAAUAAUAUAAAUGACUUAAAAUUUGAGUGUGAAGUAAAGAAACAUACAUUAAAAGAAAAAUAUACUAAUUACAAAGAAAAUUUAUUUAUUCUACAGCCACUUUUAGAUAAUAAAAUUACUUUUGUGAACGAUUUUGUUGAAAUAAAUAAAAAAAAAAAUUAUAAGGAAGAAAAGGAAAAUAUGAAAUACAUUAAAAAUUAUUGCUUUAAUCACAGAUUUAGUUUAAACCAUAUAAAGUCAACAAAUACUGACUCAAUUUUAUAUGAUACUAAUAAAUCAUAUGCAAAAGUUAUAUUAUUGAAUGAUGAAUAUAUAACUAUAAAUAUUAAAACUUUCAAUUUUCAUACAUUUACUCUGUCUUUUAUCUAUUUUUAUCCUUACAUUAUUUUAGUUAACUUAACAAAAUAUGAUUUUGAUAUAAAAAUGAAAAAUUAUGAUGUAUUAGAAAAAAUUUAUCAGGAUAACAAAAAAAAAAAAGAAAAAAAAAAUUUCGAAUGUGAAGGAAACCAUUACUAUGAUACUUAUGAAACUAAUGAAAGUGAAUUGUUAAAUUUUAGUGAAUGUACACAAUUUUCUUUAUCUAAUGAAGAAGAGAUAUUUAAAAACAGUGAAAAGAAUGUAACAAAAGUAAAUAAAUACAAAAAAAAUAAUAAAAUAAUUAAUUUUUAUGAUGAAUUUAAAUUAAAUAAUAAUGAAGAUAAUUUAAAUAUUUUAAGAAGUAUGCAUAUGCAAGAGUUAAAAAUAAAAAAUAAAAGCACGUGGGAUUUUUUAAGUUUGAAAAUAAAAAAAAAAGAAAGAGAAAAGGAAAAGGAAAAGGAAAAAGAAAAAGAACAAAAAGAAAAAACAAUAAUUAAUUUUGAAUCUGCAAUGGAAAUAUUGAAAAAAAAUCCUAGUUAUAAAACAAAUAGAACAAUUUAUAAAAAAAAAAAUAUUAGAUGCAAAUAUAUGAAAAUACAUAAAAAUAUGAGAAAAUAUUUUUAUUUACACAAAUGCAUUGAAAUUACUACAAAAAAUAAUAAAAAUUUAACAAUUAUUAAGCAAAGGUUAUUUUAUAUUUCCUCUUUAAAAAAAGAAAAAACUCAUUAUAUAUUUAUUAAGGAAAUUCCUUUUUUAACUGAUUUUAUUUAUUCUCACCAAUAUGAAAAAAAUAUUUUAUCAAUUGAAAAUAUUUCAAAAAAUAAUCUGAAUGAUGUUAAGGAAAAAAUUUCAUUAAAUGCAUGUAUCAAACAAAACGUUAAUAUAGAAAAAGAAAAGGAAGGUAAUAUUAAAAAAAAAAAAAUUAUAAGGAAUAAAAAAAAUAAUGAUACAUAUUGCGAUAUGACAAGUAAAAAUAACAUAUUCAAAACGAAAUAUAAAAAUAAAACUUCAAAUAAAAUAAAAAAAAAAAACAAAAAUAAGAAGAAUGAACAAUUAUGUGUAGAAAAAUAUGAACAUGUGUUAGACACACAUAAUUCAUUAAAAAAAAUGAGUAAAGGUUUACACUUUUUUAUUAACAAUCAUAUUUUUUAUGAUAUUUUAAAUAAAUAUAAAGAGUUAAUUAACAAAGAAACUACUAAAAAAGGAAAGGUUUUUAUUUUUAAUAAUUUAGGAAUUCCCUUGUUUGUCAGCUCAGAAAAAAGUAAUUACCUUUUUUUUAUUAACACGAAAUAUGUUUAUUUUAAAGAAAAGAAACAUUUUUAUUUUUAUUUUCCAAAGUUUAUUUUCAUAAAUAGGAAAUUGAAAUUAUUAUUUAAGGUGAAUGAUAGAAUACACAAAUAUUAUUCAAUUAGAAAUUAUAUUCAUUUAGUUAAAAAUAAAGAAAUUCUUAAAAAUUUUCAUAUCAUGAAAAUAUGUUUAAUUUACAAUUUUGUGUCUUCAUUUUAUUUUUAUUCUUUUGUAUUAAAAAAAAAAAAAAUGAUAAACAAUACAAAUUUAAAAAAAAAAGUAGAUUUAAAUCUUACUGAGAAGAAUGUUUCAUCUCAUAAUACGGAAGAAACUGAAAAUAAUACAUUUGAUAAAAAAUAUGAAAUAAUAUAUUAUGAACUUUAUUUGGUAAAAUUUCAUUGUGAUAUUAUUUUAAAUAAAAAUAAUGAAAUUAAUAUAAUUAUCAAUGGAUUAAAAGAAUUUAGUUUUUUAAAAAAUAUCUUAUCAUUUGAUUAUUUUUUUCACUUUUUAAGAAAUGAAAACAUGGUAAAUGGAUUAAAAAAUUCAUCCGAAAAUGUAUUAUACAGCAAAAAAAAAAUACCUAAUGUUAUUUAUACAAAUAAUUUAUAUGGGUUAUGUAAAAAUGAUUUAAUGAAUAUUAAAAUUUAUAUUAAAAGUUUAAAUAUAUUAUUUAAUUUCGAAGGUAUUUCUUCUAAUUCAGGUGUUAUGGAAAGUAUUCAACAAAAAAUUAAUUUAAGCAACAUAUAUUUAAAUUUCUACACAUUUCAAUAUUUCAAUAAUAAAACUUUAAUAAAUAAAAAGAGGUGCAUACAAUUUUAUGAACAAAGUUGUGUGAAGAAAAAAUCUUAUAUCAAACAUAUAGUUCCCUCAAUAAAAAAAAAUAAAAAGAGAAAGGAAUCAUUUUUUAUGCAUAAUAUGAAAUAUCUCAAAAAGAAAAGAAAACAUAUAAUAAAGGAUGAUACAAAUAAUAAUCAAAUUAAUUUGAAAAACUCAGAAUUAAAUUUUUCUCCUUAUAGUAUCUUAAAUAGAUCUAAUAAUUAUUUAGAUAAUGAAUUAUUAAAUAAACAGAAUAACAAUAAUUUAAUCAGUGAAUGCAAUAAAAAAUUUUUAUCAAAAAAUGCCAUUCAUAAUUUAUAUUUUUUCUAUAAAAAUAACAUCUACUGUCAUUAUUAUUCAUAUAUAUUUACAGGAUAUAUAAAGAAUAUUAAAUUAUAUCAGCAUUUAUUUAAUCUAUUGAGAAGUAAAAUACUAAGUGUUUGUAUAAAUUAUUCGGAUUUUUACAAAAAAAUUUCUAUACUAAUAGAUAAUAUGAGUAUAACAAAAAUCAAUCUAUAUGAUAAGAAGGAAUUUGAAUAUAAAUAUACUAUUUUAACUAAACAUAACAACCAAAAUGAUUUCAUAAAUAUUAAUAUUGAUUUGUAUAAACAAAGAAUUAUGAAAUACAAGCAUAUAUAUAAUACAUUAAAUAUUCUUCACACAUGUACUCAUAUAAAUAAAAUUACAAAAAGAAAAGAAAAAAUGAUAAAUAAUCAUAAAAAUAUCACUAAUGAAAAAAAAAGUAAAAAAGACACAUUUUUUGAAAGUAAUAAUAUAUAUGUUAAUUCGAAUAACUUUUCAAGAAAUUAUGAAAAUGCUAUAUUAUAUAAUGCCUAUUAUUUUUAUAAAAAAAAAAAAAGUAACUUAAAUAAUAAUUAUAUUAAUGAUAUAAAUGAUCUAAAAAAUUACAAAAUUAAUAAUCUUGUAAAUUUCAUAGAAAAUAUUAAAAUUAAAAAAUCUCAAAAACAAAAAAAAGAAAUUAUAAAAAACCUAUCUAUAGAUAUAGCCAGUUUAAUACUAACUUUAGAUUAUAAUUAUUUUAUUAAUGUAAUCCCCUUUUUCUAUGACUACUUUUGUAAAAAAUUAAAUUAUUAUAAUAUAAUGAAUAAUUUAAAAUUUCAAGAAAAAAGAAAUUUAAAUAUAUAUUAUGAUUUACUUAAAAUUGUAGAAAAAAAUAAAUAUGAAGAAAUUAAAAAUUUAAAGAUUCUGGAGAACUAUAGUUUAACAAAAAACUUAACAGUAAAUACGCAAAUCAAAGAAGAUAAAUUCUUAUUGUAUAUAUAUGAUAUUGACAUAAAGAAAACAAAAAUAUAUAUAAAUGUAAAUUACUUAUUAAAAUUAUUUUUAACAAAAAAUUUUUUAAUGAAUAUAUCAUCUAUCAAAAUUAAUAAUAAAAAAAAAAAAAAUAUAGAGCAUAUAUUAAAAAAGAUAAAAAAAAUCUAUUUUUAUAAUUAUAUUGAUAUAUUUUUCUAUUUACUCAAAAACUUAAAUAUAUCAGAAAAUACUUCUUAUACAAUGCAUAAUUUUUUAAGCUUACUAGAAAAGUUUCUUAAAAAUAAUUUGCAACUUUCACCACUGCAUAAUUUAUAUAGUUUUGUAGUAACACUAAAAUAUAAAUGUGAACAUAAACUUGAUAACAAAAAUAAAGCAAAGAUAAACAAAGAUAAUUAUUCUAUAAAUAAAAAUAUCAGUAAUUUUUUUAGCACAGAAAACAAUGCUCUUUUAUUUUCCUCUGAGUUUUAUUCUGAUGGAAAAGAUAAAAAUAAAUAUUUAAAAAAUUUUUUUUCAUUAAAUUAUUCAAAUUUUUUUUCCAAACAGUUAUUUAUUAAUUCAGAUAUAAAAACAAAUGAAGAAAAGGAGAAAUAUGAAUAUAAUGUUAUGAAGCAAAUAAUAGACAUAAAUAAAAAUAGUAAACUAGCUAAAUAUAUGAAUAAUAAAUUAGAUAAUAAAAGCAUUUCUGAUGAAACCAUUUAUAGUAAAAAUGUUUUGAAAAAAAAUCAAGAGAAAUUAGAAAAUGACAAAAUACUGAAUAAUCAAAAGAAUAUAAAAAAUGAUAAAAAAGGAGUAAAUUUAUUAAAGAAGUAUAAAAAAAAGAAAAAAUCAAAAAAAAAAAAAAGUCAAAAAAGUGAUAUUUCAAAAAUAACGCGUAUAUCUUUUACGCAUAAUCUGAAUAUAACAAAAUAA
This is a messenger RNA of Plasmodium gallinaceum, 14505 nucleotides long. Its product is annotated as conserved Plasmodium protein, unknown function. Gene Ontology annotation, cellular component: histone acetyltransferase complex. The record is from RefSeq and is a predicted model, not a curated record. Bases 1 to 14505 code for a protein of 4834 amino acids. Gene Ontology annotation, biological process: chromatin remodeling; positive regulation of transcription by RNA polymerase II. Gene Ontology annotation, molecular function: histone H3 acetyltransferase activity. The transcript has a single exon. NCBI's taxonomy places the organism in Eukaryota, Apicomplexa, Aconoidasida, Haemosporida, Plasmodiidae.